This is a messenger RNA of Vicugna pacos (alpaca), 6790 nucleotides long. Lineage: Eukaryota; Metazoa; Chordata; Mammalia; Artiodactyla; Camelidae. The record is from RefSeq and is a predicted model, not a curated record.
AGCGUGCCCUGCGUGCGGGUGCCCGCUGAGCCCGCCGGGCGCUGGAUCCCCGAGUGCCCAGGCUGGGGCCUGAGGAGCGGGCACCGGGCCGGGGCAGCGAGUGGCGAGCGGCGCAAGCGGCGGCGGCGCCGGAGGGGACGAGGACCGCGGGCGGGUUUUGGAAGUGGCGAUCUCACCUGCCCAGCACUAGCGGACGAACCUACUCUGUAGUGAGGGACUGCUUUUUGGCCUUCAGCUGUUACACAUGAGAUCUGUGCGAAGACAGGGCUUACGUCUAGACUGCCACCUGUUCUCGUUUUGUGCAUGGACCAUGUAAUGGAAGGUUGAGCGUAGCAGUCACACCACAUUUAGAUGUGUUGUUGGGGGCUUAUUGGAGAGGGAGCUACAUUCCUAGGAAGUCUAGAAAAUGAUAACAUUCUUAAUUAGGGUUACAGCAGGUCUCUCUUGUUAAAAUAAUCUUACUGUCAACGUUAAAGCUGGUGAGAAGUUGCCCAGAAGCACCUCCUGCUCCAGAUGCAGGUUCAGGCUCCAAACAGCUGUUGAAGCUGUCACCACCUCUCACCCAGCCCUUCCCCUGCUCCCGUGUAAGACACUCCUGGCAGAGGUGCCUCCCAGCCUGUUUUGGCCCUUCCCCUGGUUUCUUCUUCACCCCUCCCGUGGCCUCAGGACCUAACGGUGCCAGAAGCUGGCCCCAGCUGUUGAUAUGCACAGGCAGGCACCUCUGCUCCUGCCCCCAGAGGACUUCAGCGCACAUUUCAGUAAAUGCUGUAGAACUUCCUUAUGGGAAUUAGUGGGUUUCCUUGUUAAUUUAAUUCCCUAGUUAGUCACCAAGUAUUUCUUUGGGACCUGUGGGAUCAGCCCAUGAAAUUCUGGGUUACGUUACUACCUACUUUCUCCUUGAAAGGCUCUGACACAAACAGUUGCACAAGUAUUUUUUCUUUUUCCGAGGCAACCGUUCUGUUUUCAUUUUCAUCAGAAAUGCCUUAAGCAUACUUCCAUUUCAUCACACAGAAUAUUAAGAAAAUGUGUACUUGAGGGUUGAAGUUUAAUAAAAUCCACCGUUUUUAUUGCUGCAUCUUCUAGAGAUCCCUGUGAAUCAUUGAUUAUGGUGAAGGAGUGCACGGUAGCUCAUCUGCAUUCACACAAGCCAUUUCAUCACUGUUCCUGCAUCCUCCAGCCCCGCAGGUGUGACUGGGGAGGCCUGGGGAAGGCAAGGCCACUGGACAGGUCCUUCAGUGAUGUGCCCUUUGGCCACUUAGAAUGCGCUGGAGUGACCAUUCGAAGCUAAGGAACCAGCAGUUUCAGUAGUGAAAAGGAGUCUGGCUGUGAACCAGUCUUUAUAAGUUUGAAGCUCCCUUUUCUGUUUGGAGCAGAUGGCUCCUCCCAUGGGGCUUUUGGUUAUGCAUGACCACUGCCGGAUGUCACUGAGAGGUUUCAGAGGGCCUCAGUCACUGCAGCUACUUCAGACUUUCUGAACCAACGCAGUUUGCAACUGUUUAAAUGACUAAUACUUUAAAGUUACACACACUUUAACCAACAGACGCAAAGCGAUGUGUUUACUUCAUCCCACUUUCCAGAAAAUACACUUUUAUAACCAGUUGAACUUGUUACUUAAAAAUUCAAGUUAUAUUUUUUUCCAACACACAAUUCAAGCCAUUAUUUUAUGAUAGUUUGUUUACAUUACCAAUCCUACUAAUGAUUUUUAAAAUCAUUGCUGGCGGUAAGUUUCCUUUCAUAAAUGCACCAGCCCAACGAGAGACUUUCAAGGCAUGGCUAUUAUAUUCAGCUUUUCCACUAUUGAAAUGACCAUUUCCAUUUAUUCUGGCUCCAGUAUUGUAAGAUGAUAUAUAGACUGAAGUUGAGAAUUAUUUAUUUUUGAGGAAAAAAUUAAAAGUGCGAUUACUUCGCACUCCAGUCCUUAGUAAAGUGUGCCACCGAAACGCACUGAUGUUAAGUGCAUUUUCCUGGUUUUGCUUGUGCUCAGAGGUAAUUUGAAAGGUGACGUUGCCCAUCCCUAGCAGUGUGGUUUGUUUGCAGGGUAGGCAUGAGUUUCUAGACUGUUCCAUACUCAGCCCUGUACACACAAGCCUAUUUUAUAACUUUGAAGAUGGGCUAUGUCUAAUAUAGUGGAAAUUCAUCCAUUCAGUAUUAAGUACAGACGAAACACAUUUCAAAGCCACAUAUAAAAGUCUUUUUAAUUAUCCAUUUUUUAAGGUUUUUCGUAUGACUGCUUUCCUCCUUUCAUGUGAAUUGCUGAAAAUCCUUUCUAGUUCAUUAAAUCACUAAAAUUCUCUACUGGUGUUAUAAAUAAAUAUGCCAGACCCUGAAAUGAGACUAGUUGAUAAAGGCAGCUUUGUCCUGGUAACUGAGCCUUGCUCUUCAUUAAUCCACACUUCUGAGUACGUGACUGUCUAUAUUACAUGAAGUUUUAGACUUCUAAUGAAGCAAAGCCUUGCUCUGAGUACAUGUGGAGACUUGCUUUAAGUCGAGCUUUAGUAUUUUCAGUUGCACUAGCUGCAAGAUGAAUGUGAUGUGAUAAAACCGCAUUUGUGCUUAGACAUGUUCAGGAGAGCCUCAGGGCACAUUUAACAGCUGUCUGGGUUCUCUACCACUGUACCUUGUGUAAACCUGCAUCUCAGACAGCUGGAAACCUCACAGCCCUGGGUCUCAGACCAUUUAGCACAGGACCAGUUGCACUCCAAAUGGACUUGGAAGUGCUGAGGUUGAUCCUUCCUGUUAUGUGAUGGUUGAAAGCCAGGUGUGACACUCUUAGCUCUUGUUGGGAGGUCUAGAGAUGCUGCUCAGAGAACUCAUCUCAUCAGACCACCUAAGCCGAGAUGGGAUGUGAGAGAGUGCGGCACCGACACUGAGAGUCUGGAAGCACCGGGAAGUCCUCCCUGUUGAGGUGUCUGGACUGCAUUAUGAAGGGUGGAUAGACUCUGACAGAGACGGUAAAGAACAGGUCCAAGAAGAGCUCAAAGAACACAAACCCCAGCAGUGGCAGCGGCAGCGGCGGCAGCAGCAGCAGCAGCAGCAGCAGCAGCAGCAGCAGCAGCAGCAGCAGCAAGUUGCCCCCGGUUUGCUAUGAGAUAAUCACCUUGAAGACUAAAAAGAAGAAGAAGAUGGCUGCUGACAUAUUCCCCCGUAAAAAACCAGCCACCUCCGGCAGCACCACGGUCCAGCAGUACCACCAGCAGAACCUCAGCAACAACAACCUUAUUCCGGCCCCGAACUGGCAGGGUCUUUAUCCCACCAUCAGAGAGCGAAAUGCGGUGAUGUUCAAUAAUGAUUUGAUGGCAGAUGUCCAUUUUGUGGUUGGGCCACCAGGUGGGACUCAGCGGUUGCCAGGACACAAAUAUGUUUUAGCUGUUGGGAGCUCUGUGUUCCAUGCAAUGUUUUACGGAGAACUUGCUGAGGACAAAGAUGAAAUCCGUAUACCAGAUGUCGACCCUGCUGCUUUUCUCGCGAUGCUGAAAUAUAUCUAUUGUGACGAAAUUGACUUGGCUGCUGACACAGUGUUGGCCACUCUUUAUGCUGCCAAAAAGUACAUCGUCCCUCACCUCGCCAGGGCCUGCGUCAAUUUCCUGGAGACCAGCCUGAGCGCCAAGAACGCCUGUGUCCUCCUCUCCCAGAGCUGCCUGUUCGAGGAGCCAGACCUGACCCAGCGUUGCUGGGAGGUGAUCGACGCCCAGGCCGAGCUAGCCCUUAAGUCCGAGGGGUUCUGCGACAUCGACUUCCAGACACUGGAAAGCAUCCUCCGCAGGGAAACUCUGAACGCCAAAGAGAUUGUGGUUUUUGAGGCAGCUCUCAACUGGGCCGAGGUGGAGUGCCAGCGGCAAGACCUAGCCUCGAGCAUUGAAAAUAAACGCAAGGUCCUCGGGAAGGCGCUUUACUUGAUCCGCAUCCCGACCAUGGCCCUGGACGACUUUGCCAACGGCGCCGCGCAGUCCGGGGUGCUGACUCUCAACGAGACCAACGACAUCUUCCUCUGGUACACCGCAGCCAAGAAGCCCGAGCUGCAGUUCGUCAGCAAAGCCCGCAAGGGCCUGGUCCCCCAGCGCUGUCACCGCUUCCAGUCGUGCGCCUACCGCAGCAACCAGUGGCGCUACCGGGGCCGCUGCGACAGCAUCCAGUUCGCCGUGGACAAGAGGGUGUUCAUCGCCGGCUUCGGGCUGUACGGCUCCAGCUGCGGCUCGGCCGAGUACAGCGCCAAGAUCGAACUCAAGCGGCAGGGUGUCGUCCUGGGGCAGAACUUGAGCAAGUACUUCUCGGACGGCUCCAGCAACACCUUCCCCGUGUGGUUUGAGUACCCAGUGCAGAUCGAGCCGGACACCUUCUACACGGCCAGCGUGAUACUGGACGGCAACGAACUCAGCUACUUUGGUCAGGAGGGCAUGACGGAGGUUCAGUGUGGCAAGGUCACCGUCCAGUUUCAGUGCUCCUCGGACAGCACCAACGGCACGGGGGUGCAGGGCGGGCAGAUCCCCGAACUCAUCUUCUACGCUUGAAGACACGUUCCGAAGUGGCCUGGGCUCUGUGGUCGCAUUGGGCCCCCUGCCUGCUCGAUGCUUAGCGCGGCUGCAGGUGUGUGAUCAGCACAGGUGAUUUAUAAUGAAUGGAGCUGCAGGCAGUUUCUAGUUUCUUUCAGCCUUUUGAUUAUGUACAAGCAAAAACGCAGCAUUCAGCUUUCAACUCUGUGCCUGAAAAAGCCAAGUUCUUAUCAAGGCUUGUGGGCUCUAGAGUGGCAUCCAUACAUAUCUGGGGAGAUUUUGUGUUUUUUUCCAAUUUUUCCGACUGCCCCACUGACUUCCCAGUUUUGUUCCUCUUAAGAGAAUUUUUGGAUCACCUCAGUCCUUUUGGACUUUAUUUUGACAAAUAGAAGUAAAUAGUCUAAAAUAAUAAUAACAGGAAUUAUUUUUAAACAGAACCCCUCCCUCCCCCCAAAACAGAUAAACCUCAGUGUACAAUUUUGAAAAAGUUUUGCUUGAUAAGUAAUAAUUUAGAAAGUAGACAGUAGUCAUGUUUACCUUCCUAUUUUAUUUCCUUUUAAAAAUUUUACUUUUAAGCAUUGCUGUUUCUUAAAUCUGAAAUUCACAAAAUUGUUAAAUUUUAAACUCCGAAGUGUAAAUGUAAAGUAAGCAAGUAAGAAAUUGGAAGUUUUAGGCCAUGACUUUUGCUACAAGCAGGUUUAUGUUUUAGUCCAGAAAACAAAAUAUUGCAGUACAGAGACAUCUUUUUAGUAGUAACUAAAUUACAAAAUUUUGUCAUCAUUAGAAAAAAGUUGAGGCCUAUUAACUUAAACUAACACAGUUUAAAAAGGAAGCCUAAAAGAAUCCCAUACUACAAGUGCAGAUCAGAACACACAGUUUGAAAAAGUCAAACUCUUUUCUCCCCACUUAGCUUAUGAUCCCUGCCAUUUGCUGGUUUUCAAAAGUUGUACUGUAUAGACUCCCUAUUCCCUUUUUCCUAUGAAAAGAGGACCAAACGAUUCUUUAGAUGAAUGGAAUAGCAAUUAGUUUUGUAGCACCACAUGUUAAUAUAGUAAGACACUUUUAUUCAUUGAUUUUUUUUUAAAUCUGAAAUAUACUUUACCUGAUCUACUUUGACCACAUUCUAUCUUCUUAGUUAAUUAUAAUUCUGUCCUGUUCCUCGACUGCUAGAAUCUGGCCUCUGGCCAUCUUAAAGUGCCAAUAUAUGCCUGCAGGGUUUUACAAAAAUGGUCUGGAGCUUUGAUGAUACGUAAUAUUCACUGCAUCAGCAUCACAUCCAGCACUCUUAUUUGUCCAUAGUUAUAAUGUAAACAAAGGAGGGAAAAGAUCAUCAAAAAUUCUCCAGUGAAGGCUUGUUCUGGUUUAGUGCCCGAGACCCUGGUAGUGUCCGCUGUGUUCACUCCCAGCUGAAGUAUCCAUGUGUUUCUGGGCAGCUUUUCUGCUCAGCGUGAUCCUGAGAUGGCUUCCCCGCCACCCAGAGUGUGGUCCCUGGCCACCUCCUUCUCCUGCUCUGUGAGCCCGAAGCUGGCUUGUGUGGAGCAGGUGUUAGUCCUGGGGUGGGUGUGUGCGUGGGGGCCCGCGCGCCUGCGCGUGCGUGCCGGCUCGGGAAUUGUCUCUUCCCUGCCUGGCCAGUGAGGGGUGGGACAGAAACGGUCCCCCUGCUGGCCCCAGCGAGGCCCCAGUGAGUGACUGCCUGUGCUUCUGUAGACGUGGGCUUGUUGCGUUGGCCGGCUUCCCUGAUGGAGGAGAACACUGGGUUACAGGAAAUGUUUUAAUCAUCUUUGCCAUCACCUGUGUCUGUUAGCACAGAGGGUCAAAAGCUGUGACUGGUGAUGAUGGACAAGUAAGUCCCGCCAGGACAACUUCCCAAGAUUAUCUAACAGUUAUUUCGCAUUAGCAAGAUGACAGGUAGUAGUUUUGGCAAGCCGUCUAUGAAACAAGGAAACAUUUUCAAUUUAAAAAAUACGAAGGGUUUUUAUUUAUAAAUUACGGUUAAACAUUUCAGUAACUCAUAGCUACCUUGCAGAAUGGUAGACUGUGUACCGGAUUGGAAGGCACUCAUUUUUAAGCCAGCGGAGAAGAAACUUUAUGUAGCACUCAUUUCAUCACAUCAGGUUGUUGAGGUGGGUGUGAUACCCUUAGAGUGAAGAUUGUCCCUUCAGAAACACUGUCAGUGGUCCUGGUAACGGGCUGCCCUCCACGGGGCCCGGGAACCGCCAGGUGAGGCCACGAGAGAUUGUACACUGGGUGUAGAAGAACUUAAUUUUAAAUUAAUUACUGUCACUUUGAAAAGAAAAAAA